Molecule: messenger RNA, 441 nt
Organism: Paramecium sonneborni
Lineage: Eukaryota; Ciliophora; Oligohymenophorea; Peniculida; Parameciidae
Source: the annotation of a GenBank genome assembly
AUGUAAAAGCUCAUUAGGUUAAAAUAAAUUGGAAUCAUAAACUAAAUUAACUUCAAAAGUAGUUUUAAAUUGAGUAUAAGCGAACUUGAUCAAUUUCCAAAUUGGUUUGUAAAAAUUCAUUCCUUAUUUCAACAUAAUUUGAAGACGAAGAGGAACAAUCAAAACAAAUCAAAUUGCAUACUAGUCUUCCAUAAAAUAAGAUAAAAAUUGAAAUUGUUGAUAAAAUUUAAUCUAAUUAUGAAUAAUCUCAAUAUAGAUAUACAAAGUUUAAAGUUUAAAAUAAUGAAAGUUAUCAAAAGAAUGAAAAUUAAGAAUUAAACAGUAUUCGACAUUCGUUAUUUUCCAUAAUUCAAAAUAAUAGAGUUUAAAGACAUCAAUUUUACUAAUUAGGAAAUACAGAUUAAUAAUUGCAACUAUUGGAACAUUGAAUUUAUAAAAUGA